Plasmodium fragile is the source of this 642-nucleotide messenger RNA. RefSeq lists its product as uncharacterized. The transcript is spliced from 2 exons. The record is from RefSeq and is a predicted model, not a curated record. Bases 1 to 642 code for a protein of 213 amino acids. NCBI's taxonomy places the organism in Eukaryota, Apicomplexa, Aconoidasida, Haemosporida, Plasmodiidae.
AUGAGCCAAGAGUUUUAUAAUUUUCAUGGUGUGACAAAAUUGCUAAAUAAUCUUAUAAAAGCUGAAAUUAAGUUUCGUACAUUACGAACAGACAACAAUGUGAUACAUUAUUCAUCUGCAUUGGAACAAAAUUUAAGAAAAGUUUAUGUAAGAAAAUGUAGUUCUAAACAUUUUUAUGAAAAAAGUAAUUUUGUGGUAGGACAUUGUCAUAACUCAAAAGGCAUAAGGGCAAAGACGGAAUAUAAUGUAUAUUAUAACAAUAUUGUGUGUACAAUUUUUAAAACGUUUACAGUUAGCAUAAUUUCAAUAAUUAUCUUUAACGUUUUACAAACCAUAUUUAUAAUUCCUGUUGGAGCAUCUAUAGACAAAUAUAUGCUCAUUUUAAAAGGUGAAACCAUUCCAUCUUUCUCCGUUCUUUUGAAUAAUUCGAAAGUAAUAUUGGAAUUGUACAUCGUUGUUUUAUUACUUUUUGAAUGUCUUUUUGAUUCUAUUUUGAAUUUUUAUGAUUAUGAAUUUCUAGUAAAUAUGGAAAUAUUACUGAUGCAUUUCCUUGACAAUUUUAACCUGUAUAGUCGUAAUAACGAUUUAACGAAUCAUUCUGUAUAUAGAACUAGAGAAGAAUCUUUGAAUACGCUAUUAUGA